AUGGAAAAGCAGGAUUUCUCUCCAAAACGCCACUCUGCUCCUCUCGGCUUUGAGCUUUUAACUUCGUUCUGCCUCGAAUAUCUGGAACCUGUCCGGGUCUUUACCUGUCCGAUUCUUUACCUGUCCGAUUCUUUACCUGCCCGAUUCUUUACCUGUCCGGGUCUGUACCUGUCCGAUUCUUUACCUGUCCGGGUCUUUACCUGUCCGGGUCUGUACCUGUCCGAUUCUUUACCUGCCCGAUUCUUUACCUGUCCGGGUCUUUACCUGUCCGAUUCUUUACCUGUCCGAUUCUUUACCUGUCCGGGUCUGUACCUGUCCGAUUCUUUACCUGUCCGAUUCUUUACCUGCCCGAUUCUUUACCUGUCCGGAUUCUUUACCUGUCCGGGUCUGUACCUGUCCGAUUCUUUACCUGUCCGGGUCUUUACCUGUCCGGGUCUGUACCUGUCCGGGUCUUUACCUGUCCGAUUCUUUACCUGUCCGAUUCUUUACCUGUCCGAUUCUUUACCUGCCCGAUUCUUUACCUGUCCGGGUCUGUACCUGUCCGAUUCUUUACCUGUCCGAUUCUUUACCUGUCCGAUUCUUUACCUGUCCGGGUCUGUACCUGUCCGGGUCUUUACCUGUCCGGGUCUGUACCUGUCCGGGUCUUUACCUGUCCGGGUCUUUACCUGUCCGGGUCUUUACCUGUCCGAUUCUUUACCUGUCCGAUUCUUUACCUGUCCGAUUCUUUACCUGCCCGAUUCUUUACCUGUCCGGGUCUUUACCUGUCCGGGUCUGUACCUGUCCGAUUCUUUACCUGUCCGGGUCUUUACCUGUCCGGGUCUGUACCUGUCCGAUUCUUUACCUGUCCGGGUCUUUACCUGUCCGAUUCUUUACCUGUCCGGGUCUUUACCUGUCCGGGAUGUGAAGAUCGACAAAGCAGAAGCUUUAAUAAAACACUGCUGA
Molecule: messenger RNA, 942 nt
Organism: Ictalurus punctatus (channel catfish)
Lineage: Eukaryota; Metazoa; Chordata; Actinopteri; Siluriformes; Ictaluridae
Exons: 3
Coding region: 1-942 (313 amino acids)
Source: RefSeq, a predicted model, not a curated record